AUGGAUAAUCUCAAGGAAUUACUUGCGCCGAAAACAUUCAACAAAUUUAGCCAUGCCGCAGUUCUAAUUUGGUUCCUGAUUGGUGCAAUCUUCCUUGGCAUUUUUAGUGAAGUGGAAAACGCCGAAUCCAGAUUUGAUUUCCGUUGUGGUGGGGCGAAGAGCGAAGACGUUGAUCUUGUCCGUGGAAAAUGUUUCGUGCAAUACCAGGAGCAGUACAACAAAUACGGAAUUCCUACCUAUGGCUUCGUGGUCAUGAAUUUCCUCGUUAUUGGUAUUGUAUGUGCUAUGUAUUCCCUUGUAGCGAAAUCUACAGUCGAUCGCCUGUCGCUGCCAACCACACGUAACGGUGACCCUGAGAGCCAGUCGGCGAGCGACCAAACGAAGCAAACCUCAACGGGAAAACAGCUUUUCAUCGCCUACUGCGGUCAGCUGUCCACAAGACUUGUAUCAGGAGUUCUUUUCAUGAUCCUUCAAACUCAGUUGCUUUAUCCUUCAAAGUUUCCCCAUACGUUUGACUGUUAUUUUAACUCUGGAACCGAUCAGCCAAGGAAUUUAUCUGAUGCCAACCGAAACAGUACUUUUCACGAAUGUAAUAAUCAACGAGCGGUAAAGAAAACCUUCUGGAUGAACGCUGUCCUUGCAGUAAAUGGAAUUUAUGUCGCAUGUCUUCUAAUUGAAACUGUGUACAUUUUGGCACGGGCAUGGAAAGUGAGGAGUUUCAUGAAAAACUCAAAGUUUCUUGAAAUCCAUCUUAGUCCCACCCAUCAGAAGUCACAUCUAGCGCAAUCAAAGCUUCAACUAUUUAUCGAGGAAACAAAGGAAAUAAUUAAAGAGGACUCCCAAAACCUUUUUGAACUCCGAUCACCGUUUUCAGCUCCUCCUGGCGAACACGCAUUAGUUACAAAUUUGACUCUGGAUCAGAUUUACACAAACCUAGUGGUAAUUCCAGACAGAGCUACAUAUAACUUUACUGAAAACAGAGAGGAGCAACUCAAAGUUUAUCCAAGGUCGCGCAAGGAAGAAUCUCAACUCAAAAGCUUGGAAGACCUCCUAAAUGAUGAAAGUAAGAAAGUUUUGGUUGUCGGUCGACCCGGAAUCGGUAAAACAUUAUGUUGUACCAAACUUCUCAGAGACUGGGCAUUCGAUAAAGUUUUUCAAGCAACAACUAAUGCCCGAAUCCACUUUGAUGCUGCUUUCUUCUUAAAAUUCAGGAGAUUGAACUCGUUAAACGACCUAAGCCUCAGGGAACUACUCACUCAGUCAGAACAUAGUCCCUCAGAUCACCUGGAUGAUGAGGUCUGGAAAUACAUCCUGGAGCACCCAGAAGGUGUCCUCAUACUUCUUGACGGAUUUGACGAAUUCAAAGACAACGCAAACAUGGUCGUGGCGCCUCCUCGUCCCAAAAGCGCUGAAGAGAAAAUGCCGCUCCAAAUCCUUUACCAAUGGCUUGUGACCGGGAAACUCCUUAAAGGUGCUUCAGUCUUGACAACCACAAGACCUACAGCUUUGGCGAGCAUCGUAGACCUUCCGUUCGACAAAACCUUUGAGAUUCUGGGAUUCUCAACCGAACAAAUUGAAGAAUAUGUCUACAAAUUUACCGGAGAUGACAAGCAAGCUGGCGAAACACUAUGGCGACACAUCAGCAGCAACAUGAACUUACUUUCGUUGUGUUACAUCCCUGUAAACAGCUUCAUCAUGUGCUCAAGUCUAUCACAAAUAUUGCAGCUCGACCGUUCCGCUGGUGUUACUCUCCCUUCCAAAUUAACAACCAUUUACAAGAUUGCAGUGAAAGUGUUUUAUUAUAAACACGCGAAAGAAUUCCGCGACAGACGUAUGACUCGCGAACACUUUGUAUCAGAUAAAUUGCCAGAAAAUGUGGAGGAGACAUUCGAGAAACUAGGAAGAGUGGCGUUUGAAGGAAUCAAAGAAGGAAAGCUGAUCGUUGAAGGAAAAAAAGUACGCGCAAUGGAAGACAGUGCUCUCUUCCACCGCUUACCCGACCGUCCGGCUGGCCAGUUAGCUUAUGAACGACAAUUCUGUUUCAUUCAUCUUACAAUGCAAGAGUUCUUUGCUUCGAGGCACCUAGCAAAUAUGAGUGAAACAGAAUUGAGGAACUUUGUUUCCGAGAACAUCAAGGAUGGAAAAUGGCAGCUAGUUCUGCAGUUCCUGGCAGGACUAAUGGACGAUAAAGAUCAUCUACCGAGCGAGAUAAUUACCGACCUUCUUCCUACGAACACCGGAGAGAGAAAAAUCGAAUACAAGGAAGAUGAAGAGAAAACGAAAGUGUCCUACUGGCCUACUAGAGACGAACGAGAUUUAGCAGUGACAUUGUGUAAAUGUAUAAACGAAAGUGAGAAAAUGGAGUCACUGGUUCAGAGAAAAAUGCAACAAAUUAACUUUCAUUUUGUAAAUUUGAUUUCCUGUCACCUCACAGCUGCUGAUUGCUCUUCAAUAGUAAACGUAAUUAAGAAUGUUCAAAAAAUUUCACACUUAGAUUUAAUGAACAAUAACAUCGGUCCAUUGGGCUGUUUAGAAAUUUGCAAACUGUUAAAAUGUAGUAAAUCUCAACUGAGCUGGUUAGGCCUCAUAAAAAAUCAAUUGACAGACGAAGGAGCCAAGUAUUUAGCUGAAGCCAUAAAAAACAACAGCUGUCAGCUACGCACGUUAUUCCUCAUAUACAAUAACAUCACAGACACAGGAACACAACACUUGGCUGAAGCCAUCAGCAACAACUGUCAGCUACACACGUUAGACCUCUCAGACAAUAACAUCACAGACAUAGGAGCAAAGUAUUUAGCUGAAGCCAUCAACAACAACUGUCAGCUACGCUCGUUAAUCCUCUACAACAAUAACCUCACAGACACAGGAGCACAGCACUUGGCUGAAGCCAUCAACAACAACAACUGUCAGCUACACACGUUAGACCUCUCAGACAAUAACAUCACAGACAUAGGAGCAAAGUAUUUAGCUGAAGCCAUCAACAACAACUGUCAGCUACGCUGGUUAAUCCUCUACAACAAUAACAUCACAGACACAGGAGCACAGCACUUGGCUGAAGCCAUCAAGAACGACAACUGUCAGCUACGCUUGUUAUACCUCUCAGAGAAUUACAUUACAGACACUGGAGCACAGCACUUAGCUGAAGCCAUCAACAACAACGACUGUCAGCUACGUAAGUUAAACCUCAUUAGCAAUAACAUCACAGACACAGGUAAGCAAUACGCACUUAGUCUAGUAAGUAAGUGUCAGCCUGAGUGUGAGCUAAAUAUUUAA
Messenger RNA from Stylophora pistillata, 3273 nucleotides. RefSeq lists its product as uncharacterized. The record is from RefSeq and is a predicted model, not a curated record. Gene Ontology annotation, molecular function: protein binding. Lineage: Eukaryota; Metazoa; Cnidaria; Anthozoa; Scleractinia; Pocilloporidae.